AUGCGGUAUGGAACUCCUGGAGCACAGCGCGCCGAGAGGCUUCAGAUUAUACGUUAUUUGGACAUUAAACCAAAGAGGUACUUCGACAUUGGCAAUCACGAAUCCAAACCGGAAUGGCGACCAUCUGAAUCAAAAAAUAAACCGAUAAGAAAAAGAUAUGACGAAAGUACGCACAAGUUGAAUGACUGGGGGCGUUUAGAGCGGUUUAUAUAUCUAGGGACGGAAUCGUCAUACAAUCCGCAUGACAAACAUCCGCAUCGUAAAAAUGCUGAGUGUAUAGACAGACUUAUAAGUGCUGGAAAAGGGGUAGAGGUAGUGCAACAUUUAUCUGAUAUAAGUCAACGUGGAAGAACAUUGCGUCAAAAUUAUUUGAUAUUUGCACUUGCCAUAUGUGCAAGAUCCAACGAUAAAGAAACAAAGAAAGAAGCAUAUGAAGAACUAUGCGCGAUAUGCCGUAUCCCGACACAUUUCUUUUUGUUUGUCAAUUAUUGCCAACAGGAAAGUUUGCUGUCAGGAUCAAAAGGUUGGGGAAGAGCGCAUCGUAGAGCUAUGAUCAAGUGGUACGAAGAAAAAGCUAAACAUCCAGUCAGUUUAGCUCGCCUUUUGACAAAAUACAAGUCCCGUCGAAUGCAUACAACUGAUAGGAGAGGAGAAACCUGGUCGCAUACUAAAAUAUUGAAGAAAGCACAUCCAAAGUUCGAAGAUGAUUUCAUGACAGUAGUUAAACAAUACCUUUUCAAUGGCUUUGAAGAAGCACAAAACCUUGCAUCAAGUACAGAAAUGAAUAGUGAAAGUAUUGCAAAAAUUUCUGACUUACAUAGAAGGUACAGAGAAAGCCAAACGAUGCACUUAUGAGGAUUUGCUCGCAGC
This is a messenger RNA of Ruditapes philippinarum (Manila clam), 870 nucleotides long. Its product is annotated as RNA-binding protein RO60-like. The transcript has 4 exons. Bases 1 to 855 code for a protein of 284 amino acids. The record is from RefSeq and is a predicted model, not a curated record. Lineage: Eukaryota; Metazoa; Mollusca; Bivalvia; Venerida; Veneridae. Gene Ontology annotation, molecular function: RNA binding. Gene Ontology annotation, cellular component: ribonucleoprotein complex.